Molecule: messenger RNA, 672 nt
Organism: Amoebophrya sp. A25
Lineage: Eukaryota; Dinophyceae; Syndiniales; Amoebophryaceae
Source: the annotation of a GenBank genome assembly
AUGCUAAAGGAUUUCUUCGUCAUUCCGAAUCAGGCACUUCUGACUGCGUUGGUCGACUUGAGUUACCUCGUUAGUUCAGGACUAACAGCGCCGCCCACAGCGAUUGAACCCCGAGAAACUACUUCUACAUCUGCGCGUGAAGGUAAGACAUCUACUCCGACAACAUCGUCAAGGACGUCGAGGGACACCAGAGAGUCUUCAACAGCAGAUGCAGUGUCUGCGUCGACGAAAGCGCCAGCAAUAAUGCAAGCAACGCCGCAGCAGGAAGUAUACGAUCAAGCCUCAGCUCUUACAGAUGGAACUAUGUUGACUAACAAUCCUACAACUUCAUCGAGUUCGAGUGGGAACAAUGCACCUUCUUCCUCAUCCUCUACCGGCGUUGGGAUUGCCACGGACCCUAGAACAGCAGCCCAACAAGGGGUGCCUGCUGCAAUCACCGCAGCCGAGAGAUUUGCUCAGCUGCAGGAAGAAGGUCGCCGGGACGCAGAGCGCCUAGUUGCCGGCUCGCCGUCGACCGUACUACCGGAGAUCAAGGUCGCCGGGAUGUCCGAGAGCGAGGACGAGACAGAGCUGCAGAACCGGAACGCAAAUGAGCUUCAGAACCAAUUGAUUCUCUAUCGGCCAGCCUUGUUGCGGUUUUUCCUCGGCUGCUUCGAUGUACUCUUUUUCACG